This is a messenger RNA of Ambispora gerdemannii, 390 nucleotides long. The record is from the annotation of a GenBank genome assembly. Lineage: Eukaryota; Fungi; Glomeromycota; Glomeromycetes; Archaeosporales; Ambisporaceae.
AUGGAAAUAGGUAGUGACAAAACGGGAUAUUAUGAUUUAAAAUCAUGGAUCAAUAAAAAUCAUCCAACUAAAAUUUACGAAUUUAAUAGAAAUGCUAAAACUAAUGAAUCAUUAAAUUUAGAAGAUUGUAUAAAAUUUUUCUAUGAUGCUUUUGAUGAAGUUAAAGAAGUAAAUGGUUCAGGAAAAUUAUGGAAUGAUCCCCUUCAUUCAAAAUCAAUACAAGAGUUUAAUGCUGAGGUUGCUAAAAAAGAGUUGAAGUGGAUAGAAGAAGUAAAUAAAAAAUCAAAAAUAAGUGAAGAUUUUUUAAAAUUAAUAACUGAAAAAGUAAUCCUUGAAAAAGAGUUUAUUCGUGCUGCAAAAAUAGGUGAUGUUCCACUAAGUCUAAUUUAG